AUGGAAAACCAUCAUUUGAGGAGGUCUCUUGGAAUGGCCAAGGAUCAGUCUGGCAUUUUGGUCAAGUGGGUUGCGGAGACUUGCGAUGCUAAUCGGGUGUUACAAAAGGGAGAUAUUGUGACUCAUGUGGAUGGAAUCUCCGUUUCGAACGCUGGGACAGUCCCAUUUCGCUCUGGGGAACGCAUCAGUUUGAAUUUUAUGGUCACCAGCAAAUUUACGAGUGAUUCUCUUGGAGUCACAUUUUACAGGAAUGGGAAACGGCGAAAAGGAUCUUAUCGACUGUCUGGGAUGGGGCACCAUCGGCUUGUGAAGGUGCAUGAUGCGCAACACCUCUUCCGUCGCCAACCUGAAUAUUUACUCUGCGGUGGAUUGCUCUUCCAAGUGCUGAGCGAACCGUUCUUGAGAACCGUCUAUGGGCAAAACUGGGAACUAGAAGCCCCCGUCCGAUUGAUAGAGGAGUACCACCGCGGUGUCUGCACGAAAGAGGGUCGGUCGGAAGUUGUCGUCCUUGCUGAAAUUCUUGCUGCACGCACUACAUCUGGGUAUGAAGAGGAGGAAGGGAAUGAUGCGGCUAUUCUGAAGCAUCUGAAUGGGGAAUCUGUUCACAGCCUGGUACAUUUGGCGCAUCUCAUUGACGCUUGUUCCGAUUCGAUGGAGUUUUUGCGAUUUACGCUCGAUGAUGAUACGCUUAUUGUAAUUGAUAGAAAGGCGGCUGAAGAAGAUGAGCAAGACAUGCUCGCAAUGCACUGCAUUCCUGCAACGCGCUCCAUCGGCAAAGAACAAACGAAGACCUCUAAACCAUAA
Molecule: messenger RNA, 804 nt
Organism: Chondrus crispus (carragheen)
Lineage: Eukaryota; Rhodophyta; Florideophyceae; Gigartinales; Gigartinaceae
Exons: 1
Coding region: 1-804 (267 amino acids)
Biological process (GO): proteolysis
Molecular function (GO): serine-type endopeptidase activity; protein binding
Source: RefSeq, a predicted model, not a curated record